Molecule: messenger RNA, 978 nt
Organism: Paraglomus brasilianum
Lineage: Eukaryota; Fungi; Glomeromycota; Glomeromycetes; Paraglomerales; Paraglomeraceae
Source: the annotation of a GenBank genome assembly
AUGACCAGUCUCGAUGUUAAGCCAGAAGAUUCGGAGAAAACUAUUAUAUGCGAUGCCGCUAUGACACUCGGCGAAUGGGAGACUGGAGAAAUCCUACGCAAUCAUUCUUAUCCCGAGUCAAACCAAAUAGUUAUUCACAGGGAUGUAAAAGUCACGCUACCUCUCCAGAUCUCAGCAACAUACACUAUCUACUCAAAAUUAGCGUCAGGCACGUUUGGAAGCGUAUUCUAUGGGGAAGAAAAAUCAACUCGUCGUCCAGUAGCUAUAAAAAUUGUUGAAGCAUCCAUGGCAAAGACCGUUUCGUACAAUGGAAUAAAAAUUCCAAAAGAAGCAGCUCUUCUCCAAAAAAUUCCAUUGCAUCCGAAUAUCAUUGCAUUCAUCGAUUGGGCAGAAGCAUAUCCGAAGCAUUGGAUUUUCGUGUUCGAAUAUCAUGGAUUCGGCCAAGAUAAACCAAAAUCCACUUUAAACCACUAUUUAAGAGAUGUUGCGAGAAGUAGAGGGAAGCAAGGAUUAACGGAAAACGAAGCGAAGAAAAUUAUGCAUCAGUUACUUUCGGCAUGUUCUCAUUUGGAGAAACACGGGAUUUAUCACUGCGAUUUAAAAUUGGAUAAUAUAGUCGUUGAUGCCGAGGGUAAUAUAAAAUUAAUCGAUUUUGGUUUAGCAAUCGAAGGAAAGAGAAGCCGUGGGAGAACUGGGUCAAUUUUUCCUCCGGAAAUGUAUGACUAUUACAUUCCGUACGAACUAUCAACAGCACAAAUAUGGGUACUUGGAAGUGUUUUUUACCAACUUUUUGAGGCAACUAAACCAUAUCAUGAAGAGAGGGUAAAGUCCAAGGCAUUAGGUCGAGUCAUGUACAGCAAGCAUAAUCGACCUUCAAACGAAUGCGUAGAGUUAAUAGAUUGGAUGUUGAAAGCAGAGCCUAACCACCGACCGCCGUCUGUAAGGAGGGUUAUGCAUGAGUUGUUUAGGCGCACUUGA